Messenger RNA from Paramecium primaurelia, 277 nucleotides. Lineage: Eukaryota; Ciliophora; Oligohymenophorea; Peniculida; Parameciidae. The record is from the annotation of a GenBank genome assembly.
AUGCAUGAUGAAAUAUCAAAUUUUUUUGAAACUGGUAACCAGUAUUUAUUUACCUAAAAAUAACUGCAUAAGAAAAUUUUUAACUCUAUAAUUUUUUUUGAUCACUAAGAAAAGCUUAAUGAUUAACAAAUUGCUAUGAAUAUCAGCCUCGUAUUUCAUUCUCCUUACAACCCAAAGUACAACUCAAUUGAAAACUUUUAGAAUAUCAUCAAAUAAUAUUUAGUUAAAUGUUAACCUCUCACUAAUUGAAUCAAUAUAUGAAUUAUUGCCAAAAUGA